Molecule: messenger RNA, 2192 nt
Organism: Lytechinus variegatus (green sea urchin)
Lineage: Eukaryota; Metazoa; Echinodermata; Echinoidea; Temnopleuroida; Toxopneustidae
Product: CMP-N-acetylneuraminate-poly-alpha-2,8-sialyltransferase-like
Exons: 9
Coding region: 63-1472 (469 amino acids)
Biological process (GO): oligosaccharide metabolic process; N-glycan processing
Molecular function (GO): alpha-N-acetylneuraminate alpha-2,8-sialyltransferase activity
Source: RefSeq, a predicted model, not a curated record
UUCCGGUCAACCAUUCAAAGGGCGUUCUGGCAUGUGCCUGUAUUUGUGACAGUUUAACAUUGAUGCUGCGCAGAGGUUCGAACCCCGAUCUCGUCUUUCAGAUGAUGACGUUAGGCAUACAGUUCUUGCAACGCACGAUGUAUGAUGCUCUCAGUAUUAAAUGUACCAGAAAAAAAGUUUUCUGUUUCCUUCUUGCCCUGGCUACCUCUGUGUGUUUCGGCCUGAUGACGUCACAGAUGACAUCAUUUAGAUCGCCUACAUACCUGUGGAAUUCAUCUAGUACAUCGGCAAACCUCUUGCUAAGAGAAAAACACCACAGCAUAGCAAUGGAUGGGAACGGAGUGCAGAUAAAUUGUUCAUGCCUUCAUGCCGACCUACCUCCAUCGUCUGAUGCCGUACAAUUGAAUGGACAGAAUAUCACCUCAAAAAAUAACCAGACAACAGCGAACAACCAGACAACAGAGAAAAAUACAAUAGAGAGUCAUCGCCUUGUUCCGAAAAAGGGGAAAACCAUUAUGAAUAAUUCUCUGACGGGUCUUUUAUGGAACUUUCAAGAAGAACGGGAUCAGCAGCUUUUUCUUUUCGAGAACUUACUACGUCAACAAUGGAAAGCCAAUUCAACCAGGACAGCCAUUCUAAGACAAGAGCUCGCAAAUUAUCGCUCGGAACUUGAAGACAAAUCGAAAAUUAUUCUGCAUCAAAAGAAUGUUAAAAUUGGACAAGUUGUGAAGUUCGUGUUUCAAGGAAAGGAGAAAAAAAUGACACGAGAUGUUUACAACAAGUACCUUCCCAAGAGCGAUCCGCUAGCCCCACAGGUAGGCAGAUAUUCUUCGUGUGCAGUUAUCGGAAACAGCGGUUCAAUGCUGAACAGUCACUGUGGUCAACAGAUCGAUAAACACGACUACGUGUUCAGGUGCAACCUGGCCCCUCUAGCCCCUUUCAAGGAAGAUGCUGGAAGCAAGAGUAAUUUUACUACAAUGAACCCUAGCAUGAUUUUUCGAAAUUUCCAAAGCCUGAAAAAUGCACAAAGCCUAAAGAAAUACCAGGAAGCUCUCUCGCAGUAUGAGGGUUGUUUAUGGGUUCCUUGUUAUGGCUUCUCUGGAUUUCUCUCCGUAGCUUUCAGAGCUAUUGCCAAGUUCAAUAAACCCAAACCUAAGAUGGUAUGCGGAAACCCAGCACACCAGAAAUCUGUUAUUGACUUCUGGGGAGAGAGGGAACUUAAUCAAAGACUAUCAACAGGCUUUUAUUUAGUUACAACUGCUCUGCAACUCUGCGACGAGGUACAACUCUACGGGUUUUGGCCUUUCUCCUUCCGGUAUAGCAACAACAAGACAGAUGUUCCUUACCAUUACUUUGAUGAUCUGUCUGUAUCGGAUGCAAAUUCGGUGCAUUCGAUGGACAAGGAAUUUAGCCUUUUAGUACAGCUCCAUACACUUGGCAUAUUACAUAUGAAUGUUGGACCAUGUAGCUAGCAAAUCAAUGUGUGCGUGUGUGUGCAAAAUGUGAUAGUAGAGGUGCUAAAUAACAGCAAAAUCAUUGUUGUUAUAUAUAAAAUGAUGGUCUUAGUGCUUUACUUUUCAUAAUAAUGGUAAACAUCUUUUACGUCAUGCGAUAGGGUUCAUGGAACAUUCACAAUGCGUAAAUAUGACAGCAGAAAUGGGCAGGAUGCAUUAUUAGGGGCCAUAGUUUUAUUUCAUUAAAACGCACAAACAUACACGAGACCGUUCACACUGGUGAAGUUUACUCUUUCAGGCCGGAAAUUUCUUUGCAAAUUUCCUGAUUCUGCCCCCAAAUCCCGUUAGAAAAAUGAACUUGGGGAGAGGUUUCUGCCAUAGCUUGUAAAUGUGCGUCGCUAGGUGCCAGGAGAGACGCCCUCCCGCCUGCAUUUUGAUCGUUAUCUAUUUAUGUAUAAUUAGUGUCUGGGACGUGCUUCCGCCGGAAACGGCGAUGAAUUUUUUAACCCUAAAAGGCCCGGGGUCGGAAUCCGCCCCUCAACAUUUUUCUCGAUUAAUCCGCCGUGCGAAUUUUUUGACCGCGCCACUCGCUGACUUUUUACUUUAAGGUCUCGCGCAACUUUUGAGACCAAAUUUGAUAUGCCCGGGUAAGCAAAAAAAUUACGCAAUUACGCAACAUUAUGUAAGUGCAUGUCAGACCAAAAACUGCUAAAAAACGUGAAUUCAUGUACAAAUCCA